Messenger RNA from Cyclospora cayetanensis, 522 nucleotides. Its product is annotated as probable monothiol glutaredoxin 2. Gene Ontology annotation, molecular function: 2 iron, 2 sulfur cluster binding. The transcript is spliced from 4 exons. The coding region runs from base 1 to 522 and encodes 173 amino acids. The record is from RefSeq and is a predicted model, not a curated record. NCBI's taxonomy places the organism in Eukaryota, Apicomplexa, Conoidasida, Eucoccidiorida, Eimeriidae.
AUGGCAGAACUUGAAGGUCCUGGGGCGUAUAGCGCCUUCUGUGGUGAGAGGGGGCCAAAGGACGUGCAGCAGAUCGGGCAGUUAGUGGGGAGCGACGUCCCUUGUCUGGUCAGCUGCCUGGGGGCCCUGAGUGCAGGAGGAAGCGCAGCAGCAGCACAAACGGCGCUGCAACAGCAGCUCGGUGUUCCCGUAGAGACGGAAGAGCAGCUCAACAAGCGUCUCGCCGCCUUGGUCCGUCAGCAGCCUGUGAUGCUCUUCAUGAAGGGCAAGAGGGAAGCCCCUUUUUGUCGCUUCAGCAAGGCCGUCUUAGCGCUCCUAGAAGAGCAGGGUGUUAAGAAUUUCGGAACGUUUGAUGUCUUUGAGGAUCCAUCGGUUCGGGAGGGCCUCAAGAAGUUCUCAGACUGGCCAACGUAUCCACAGCUCUACGCCAAUGGGGAGCUGCUAGGGGGAAUAGACGUCCUCAAAUCUAUGGUUGCUGAUGGCACUUUCAAGAGCGCGCUUCCACCUGAAGCCUUCUUGUAG